Trypanosoma conorhini is the source of this 4581-nucleotide messenger RNA. RefSeq lists its product as uncharacterized. The record is from RefSeq and is a predicted model, not a curated record. The transcript has a single exon. Gene Ontology annotation, biological process: regulation of GTPase activity. Bases 1 to 4581 code for a protein of 1526 amino acids. Lineage: Eukaryota; Euglenozoa; Kinetoplastea; Trypanosomatida; Trypanosomatidae.
AUGCACAACAUGGCGUCACUUUCGUUGCGGAAAGUUGGUGCAUUGCAACAGCCGCAAGUGCUCGCGCGACCCUCCCCGUUAUCUGCCACCUAUGUGGAGCUGACGGCAGGUGCAUACCUUUUAGCCUCAGUCAACACUGCGAGAAAUCAAUGUAUUCUGGAGUUUCUUCUUGAUACCGCCGCUGCUGCUGCUGCUGCUGCUGCUGUUACCGGCACCACCACCGCCACCCCCAUGAAUGCCAGAUCCGCUCCGUCAGGUGUAACUGGGGUGGUGGAGCAGGCAAGGUUUCUUGAGGGCCUUCAAGGUAGUUUUCGACUGCCCAAGGUCUUUGACGUCCUGGAAGAUGAAGGGGUGAUAACGGCGGUUGAGCUUGUUCGCGAUUACCGAAGGGUGGAAGGCUCCAGGCAGGCCUUGCAGGGAAGGAACCGAUUGUUGGAAUCUAUCUAUGUGCAUUUGUUUAUUGGAACAUCCAACGGAACCGUCUUUGUCUGCAAUGCGCUCCGUGGGACCAUCAUGGCGCUGACGCAGUUUCAGUACAAUGGCGUCUUUGGACACCACCGGUAUGCGAAGCCUCAAGAGGAUGCGACAAAGCCAAUUUGCCGCAAUGAGGCCGUCGUGCGCUUUGUCUUGCAGGGUGCCGCACCAGACGCACACUUUAAUGCAAACAUUGCACAAAGUAUCGCUCUUAUGCCGACGGAAACCCUCCAUGCGGUGUGCGUCGUUCACAGUCGAGGGCGCGCCGUGUUGCUCAAUCGAGCCGCACUUGACACAUUCCUUUCUGUGGCUGAGCAGCGCCUCGAUGGGAGGCGGCCAUACUUGAUCUUGGAGUGGUCGCCAGAGAGCACUGUCAGCUCCUUCCCCACUGCUGGGCCAGCAGCCCACUUUGCCUCUUACGUGGAAUCUGUCUUUGUUGCGUCGGAGGAGGGGCGGUACUCCGCCGUGGAGCUGCAGACGCGGCGAGUGAUGUCUGGUACUACGACGGGGCGCACUAUUCGUGACGCGGCCUUCUUUUUUGGGAACCUGUGUGACACAACGGCAAUCCUCCGUAACGGCCCACAGGCCAUGGAGUCCCUCCUUCUGUGUGGAGAGACGCCGGCACUUUCGACGUACACGUUUGAAAACACACAUGCUGCUUUUUCUGCCCGGCAAGCAGUACGAGCUGUGGUCUCCGUCCUGGGCGGCAUGGCGCGGAGAUUGUGGCAAAGGCCCCAACAAGAUGAAGGUGGCGUGGCGUCCAAACCGAAACGCCUUGCUAAGCAUCCUCAGCAAGCCAAGGACGCUUUCUACGAAGCUGACAUGAUCUUCAGUAGUGUCCAGGUGGAUCCCACCUCGCAAUGGGCCGCGUGCUACAGUGAGGGGGCUGGACGUAUUUACCUGUAUGACUUGAUGAGCGGCACUAUCUGGCGUGUGAUGAAGGGUUGCCGUUCUGCACAAUUUCAAUGGUGCAUGGCCACCAUCGCCGGAAAGCGCAUGUUGUUGCUUGUUGUGCACCUCCUGCUUCGCCACGCCGUGGAGUUGUACUCUCUGCGUUUGGGGCAGCGCCUGGCGGCUCGCCACGUCCCGCGGGGAUCCGUCAUGCUCCGUCCGGAGUCCGUCUCCUCCGCGUUGUCUAUCCUCAUGCUAACGCCCUCCAGAGAGGUGGUGCGGAUACAUGUAGAGCUGAACGUAAGGGAGGAGGAAGAGGAAAUGCAUCCCUCUCUUCCCUUAGCUGCAACUUCUUCUGCCCCACGACGUGAAGAAGCGGCGUCUCCCAGUAAGCUGUGGGAAAAAGCUUAUCAGGUCAUGCCGCGAGAUGUUUUGAUAGCGGCGCUCCAAUUGCCACUUCCCGUGCCUGCCACCGACGAGAGCCUUUUCGCCGUGUACCACGCGCAGAUGAAGGCGUUGGAGAGCAGUGUGAAGAGUAGAUUUUCGCCCGGCGUCUCCGAUGACCGCUGCCUCCCUAUUAGCCUGGAGAUGACAGCCGAGAAUCUGCCACGCGACAUCACCGCGGCUCAGUGCCUCAAUUAUUUGGAGCUACGCCUCGCUUGCGUGACAAAUUAUCGUCGGGCAUUACUACUGAGGGGUCUAGAUGAAGGUGGAAUGCAGCACGCGGACACGACGGCGUCGCAAGUGCCAAGCGACAGAGACUUCUUUGUGGAAGGAGGACAACCGCAUCCGUCCCUUGUACAGGCGGUGCGGACGGCGGCCGAGAUGCUUUCCACGGCUGGCGCCGCGGAGGUUGCCAACCUUUUGGACGAUCUCCUUCCUUCGAUACAACAGUUAUUGCAAACGCAUAAGGACACCACCGCCGAGCAUGCCCCCCCACCCAUUUCUGCGAUUCCACUGGAUGCCUUUUUAAAACUGUUUUAUUGCGGGGGGUAUAGGUUGGAGUUUUUGCGUGACACAGUUUGGGGCCGUGAAGAUGUGAGUAAUGCAGCAGAUGAUGUAUGGGCAGAAAUUGGAGCCGUAUUUUACAGUUCUGCCGGCCGUGGCCUCGGCUCCUUGAUGCAGCAGUUGGAGGCGUUCAGCACGUUGGGUUUACAAACUGAGGAGGUGGCGGUGAUCUCGUUGUCGUGGCUUUGUUGCUCCUUUGCCCGGCUACCCACGUCAACCUCCUUGGGCACACUAUCCAAUCUUGUCUUUUUGCUUAAAACCUGUAAUGAUGCCGCAUUUCUUACGGCUGUUGAGCAUGUUCCUUGUUUGACGACAGGCGUGACCGAUACGGCCCAUGGAGGCUAUGAGGCAUAUCUCCUGUUGCUCAUUCUCUGCAUGGUGGUACGCCAGCAGGAGAAGCCUGUCGGGGCAGUUUAUUAUGGGCGUUAUGUGCGUUUACUGCGACAGUUGUUGGCGUUUCGCGCGAUGCUUCAUCGCAGCAAGACAGAACUUUAUGCAUCCACCACCGAUGCAAAAAAAGAGGGCCAUCAAUGUCUGCGUAUGAGUGGGCUGCUUCCAUGCGAGGGAGGUGAUGCAUUAAAUGCGUAUUGCUUCAGAUUUUUUCCCGCUUCGGUGGCUCGGGUUCUGUGUAAGAACAUCGUGGGGAGUGAUGAGCUUACGAGGGCCUUGGGUGGAGUCGAUAUGGUGGAAUUGCUCAAUCUGCUUUCCAUUAGGGAAGAAACACCUGCAUGGGAUGUGGAGACGCCGUGGUAUAAGGCGCGGACAUGGAACCAUGGCGUUUUCUCAGAGCACGUCUUGAAACCACUUGUAUCUGCGACUGCGGCUGUCAUGCCGACAGCGCCUGAGGCGCCAUCGUGGAUUCUCACAGCGACCCCGCAGCAGGUGGCAGGAUUGGGCGUGAUCCUGGCUGUGGAGUUGACUCUGUUGGAGUGGCAAUUGGAGCCCCUCCGCGAGGAGCCUCUUGCUUUUCUUGAGCAUAGCUCGGCCCCAGACGCCAAUCUCUUUGAGGGGGGCGAGGAGCUUGUGAAGUCGCCUGCGCGGCGCCCGAAGGGGAGCCGUUCCACGCGCGAUUACUUUAACAGUUGUCGUGAGCUUUUAGCUCUGCUUCGAGGCUGUGUGGCUGCCAUCAUGGAGGAGGCCAAUGACCCAGAGGGUUGUGGGAAGUUUGUAGAGGCGGCGUCGGUAUUGCUGUCGUAUGACAACAACGCGCCGUUUGCGCUUAUUCCCCGUGCCAUUCGACGGCAGAUCGAGCCUCUCAUGGCACUGUUUCAGGCGGGCCCUGCGCCGUUCCUGCGACGCAUUGACGAGGUCUCCUCUUUUCUGGACACCGUGACGUUUUUUGCCUUCACAGAGGCUGGGGCCCAACUUCCCUCCGCCGCUUCACCUUCCAGGUCCCUGACUGUCCCGUGGGGCCGCAUGUUUGGGGCAAAGGAGCGGCUGCUGCGCCUGUCACCGGACGGCGACCUCGCCGAGCCCGCGCAGCGGCUGCAGACAGUGGCACAACUGCAAAUGCGUAGCUCACUCUUACGGGAGUUUGCCUUUACGAGUUUUGGGGGUACACGCACCGAGGCAGCUGAUGGGCGUGUUGCACAACUGGGGGCAGCAUUGGGAUUGACACGUGUUGUUUGCGAUAUUUCCCAACUGGUUCUCUUUGACGCCGCCGCGCUUCAUUUGGCUUCCAAUUCGCAGCUAACCCGUCUGUUGAACGCCGCGGCAAGUCGUCAUUUGGCCGCUCGCAUAGCUGCGGAGGAUUUUCGAAUUAUCGUCGCCAACUGCUUCAAGUACUAUGCAGAGUUGAAACGAGGCAUCCCAAAAGAAAAUCGGUUUGAGCUCCAACAGCUCGCACUGAAGAUUAAGAGCAUGGAAGCCACAAUGACGGAGGAGUGCCGUUCUUGGGUACUUGGGAGAGCUGCAAAGAGGGAGGCUGCCACGGGAACGGAGGCGGAGCCGGCGUCAACAUUGCCGUUGGAAUAUGCCAUCGUGGUGUGUCCCUGUUGGUACACGCCGCGUGAGCUCCGCGCCGUUGAACUUAGGGUGCGGGAGCGUCUGCAGCAGCCGCGGGGCUCCGAGGGGUUGACCGACCUCAACGCACUUCUUUUUACGUUGGCAUUUGCUGCUGCGGGGGCCAAGUCGGAAGUGCAGGGUGCCGCGCCUCGCGUCGCCGAGGAACUACCGAUGGUUGCGGUCCGACUUGCUGCUUUGCUCUGA